AUGUUGCUGUGGCUGGUGAAGCGGUGCCCCACGGUGCCGGCAGUAGUGGUGGGCCUGAUCGGGGUGUCCCUCAUCAUCCUGGGGCUGGUUCACCCUGAUGUGGACCACCGGCCCACCCUGGCAGAGCAGAAGCACUUGCACCGGAAUGCGCUGGCAGAGCUGCAGAGGGAGCACGAGUUGGACUUCAACGUUACCGCCUUCGACUUCGGCGACGGCUUGGGCCUCGCUGCCGGCGCCGCCUGUAAAGCGGGCGAG
Messenger RNA from Effrenium voratum, 255 nucleotides. Lineage: Eukaryota; Dinophyceae; Suessiales; Symbiodiniaceae. The record is from the annotation of a GenBank genome assembly.